Messenger RNA from Dicrocoelium dendriticum, 723 nucleotides. The record is from the annotation of a GenBank genome assembly. Lineage: Eukaryota; Metazoa; Platyhelminthes; Trematoda; Plagiorchiida; Dicrocoeliidae.
GAGUGGUACUGUUCUCUCGAUCUCAUCAUGGCGGCUUCUACAGGUUUCACGAGUCGGCCAAUGCAAGUCGAGCCGCCGCUGAAAGGAAGCUUUCCAUUGGAUAGAAAAGGAGUGUGCAAGACCGUGAUGCUUCAGUGGACACAAUGCAUGUCGGAGAACAAGUGGAUUAACACUGCAUGCCGUUUAAAAGCAGCGGCCUAUCUGAAAUGUCGGGCGGAAAACAACCUUAUGGCUCCCGAGGAACCUGAAAUGUUGGGCUUCAGCGAAGCUGAAUGGAGCGCUGUGCAAUCGGGAUCAAGAGGAGCGUCGACAAAUAAGCGGUAAAGCUCCAUACACUUAUCAACAUGAUCCACUUCUACUACUUUCUUUACGGAUGAUUGUUCAGUUGUGCUACGCUGAUGCAUUCGCCAACACUCGCCACUCAUUUGUUGAAAAUGCGCGUCUACUUCUGGUCGUUGUUCCUCUUGUAAAGCGUUCGUGAUACUAAUUGCAGAAUUAGUUGCCAUGCAGAUCAAUUCGCUAUUUCCCCAAACAGCUUGUUGGAUAAUUGCAUGCUAUCAGAUGCUCAGCCUCGCCGGUGGCAGAAAUGUGACCAAAUAAUAAAAUAAAUAAAUUGCCAGUUGUACGCCGUAACGGCGCUUCGCUACCACUCGACCACCAGUAGUCGCGUGUGGGCUGGGUAUACCGCGAGGACGCCCACCCCUACGCGGAUUUGAACCCGUG